Molecule: messenger RNA, 2334 nt
Organism: Gongylonema pulchrum
Lineage: Eukaryota; Metazoa; Nematoda; Chromadorea; Rhabditida; Gongylonematidae
Source: the annotation of a GenBank genome assembly
CUUAUGAGUUUUGACCGGGAAGGAGAAAAAAUGGCAACAAUUGAUCAGCAACAGCAGCAGCAGCAAGUGCUGAGUAGUAUACUUGAAUCGCUGAAUUUUGGCGAUGGCCAAGGGACAUCUGGAGGAGUUGGCGGUACAACAACAAGCACUACAACAUCGGCACAAUCAUCAAUGCUGCAACAACCCGGACAGAGUCUUCUGGGGAGUUCGCCGUUUACCAGCACUCCUUUCUCGUUUCAAAGUCCGCGAAGACCGAAUCAUGGUGUAGAAGGUCGUUCGAUUGUGCUGCGUGCAAAUCACUUUGCGGUACGCAUUCCUGGUGGACAUAUCCAGCAUUAUCAUGUUGACGUCUCACCGGACAAAUGUCCUCGUCGAGUUAACAGAGAGAUCGUGAACACGAUGAUUCGGGCCUAUUCCAAAGUAUUCAAUAACGUACGACCCGUUUAUGAUGGAAAGCGUAACAUGUAUACACGUGAGCAUCUACCAAUUGGACGUGAACGCGUCGAUUUGGAUGUUACGUUGCCCGGCGAUUCGGCUGUCGAACGACAUUUCACUGUAUCAAUCAGAUGGGUUGGAGUGGUGUCGUUAUCGGCUCUCGAUGAUGCAAUGGAAGGGCGUACACGUCAAGUGCCUUUCGAAUCUGUUCAAGCUAUGGAUGUAAUUUUGCGACAUUUACCAAGUUUAAAGUACACACCGGUGGGACGUUCAUUCUUCUCUCCACCGAUGAGUUCUGCGCAUGCCCCGACUCCAGCUCAUCCAGCUCAACAAUAUCAUGCAGAGAGUAAGCUAGGUGGUGGACGAGAAGUAUGGUUUGGUUUUCAUCAAAGCGUUCGUCCGAGCCAGUGGAAAAUGAUGCUCAAUAUUGACGUUUCUGCUACUGCAUUUUACCGCUCAAUGCCUGUGAUCGAAUUUAUUGCUGAAGUUCUGGAGGUGCCCGUCCAAGCAUUAGCCGAUCGUCGUACCCUUUCUGAUGCCCAACGUGUGAAAUUCACCAAAGAAAUACGUGGUCUGAAGAUUGAAAUUACACACUGCGGUGCUAUGAGGCGCAAAUAUCGCGUCUGUAACGUUACGCGUCGUUCUGCUCAAAUUCAAACGAAGUUUCAGGCCACAGCACGUUCAGCACCGGAACGUGAACGUGAAAUAUCAAAUCUUGUUCGCCGAGCCGAAUUCAAUGCUGAUCCAUUUGCGCAUGAAUUUGGAAUUGCAAUAAAUUCGGCAAUGACUGAGGUCAAAGGUCGUGUGCUAACGGCGCCCAAAUUGCUGUACGGAGGUCGAACAAAAGCGACUGCUCUCCCGAAUCAGGGUGUCUGGGAUAUGCGUGGCAAGCAAUUCCAUACAGGUGUCGAAGUGAAAGUUUGGGCAAUCGCUUGUUUUGCACAACAGCAACAUGUCAAAGAAAAUGAUCUCCGGAAUUUUACCACUCAAUUACAACGAAUCUCAAACGAUGCGGGUAUGCCGAUUAUUGGACAGCCAUGUUUUUGCAAAUAUGCAGUUGGUGUUGAUCAAGUGGAACCAAUGUUCAAAUACCUCAAAACAACAUUUGCAGCACUUCAACUUGUUUGUGUGGUACUUCCUGGAAAAACACCAGUUUAUGCUGAGGUUAAACGGGUUGGUGAUACGGUGCUGGGUAUUGCAACGCAAUGUGUUCAAGCGAAAAAUGUCAUUAAAACAACACCUCAAACACUAUCGAAUUUGUGUCUGAAAAUGAAUGUAAAAUUGGGUGGUGUCAAUUCAAUCCUCUUGCCAAAUGUUCGCCCACGAAUUUUCGCUGAACCAGUAAUCUUUCUUGGUUGUGAUAUAACACAUCCGCCGGCCGGUGAUUCACGCAAACCGUCGAUAGCAGCGGUUGUUGGAAGUAUGGAUGCUCAUCCGUCACGCUAUGCAGCUACUGUUCGUGUACAGGCACAUCGCCAGGAAAUUAUAAGUGACCUCACAAUUAUGGUGCGCGAUCUUCUUGUUCAGUUUUAUCGUUCUACACAUUUCAAACCAACACGAAUCAUUGUUUAUCGUGAUGGAGUUUCGGAAGGACAGUUCUUCAACGUUUUGCAACAUGAGUUGCGAGCGAUGCGUGAAUCGUGCAUGAUGCUGGAGGAAGGUUAUCAGCCAGGCAUAACAUUUAUUGCUGUUGGAAAAGCAUUUAAUAUUCCGCCUGGUACAACUGUUGAUGUUGGUAUAACACAUCCAACCGAAUUCGAUUUCUACCUCUGUUCACAUGCAGGAAUCCAGCAUGACGGGCUGGGAAGUAGCAUUGUUGUCGGUGCAGGAGGUCAGAGUUCCAACUGUGUCAAUUGGGAAAACCAAUCCCUCUACGAUUCGUUCAUUGUUUUGAUGUAA